Molecule: messenger RNA, 552 nt
Organism: Aspergillus bombycis
Lineage: Eukaryota; Fungi; Ascomycota; Eurotiomycetes; Eurotiales; Aspergillaceae
Exons: 2
Coding region: 1-552 (183 amino acids)
Molecular function (GO): acyltransferase activity, transferring groups other than amino-acyl groups
Source: RefSeq, a predicted model, not a curated record
AUGGCACCAGAGAAUUGGCAUCGCGGAGAUUAUCUGGUCUCGACCGAUCCUGACCUGCUCCAGGUCGAUGCCGUCAAUGCCGCUCUAGGCUCUGAGAUGGUAUGGUGGGCUGGGGAUCUGCCAGCCGCGGCCCUUCAGGAGGCGCUGCACAGUUCCCUCUGUUUUGGCCUCUACCAAAAGACACCGAUAGAGACAUCCAAUGGGGCGAAGUCCUCUUCAACUUCAAAUGGCGUCGAACAGUCUCCGAACAAGACUUCCGCCGCUCUGAAGCAGAUCGGGCUCGUGCGAGUCAUUACGGAUAACGUCACGUUCGCUUACCUGACUGAUGUCUAUAUCCUGGACGGGCAUCGGGGAGCGGGCCUUGGGCGCUGGGUACUCGAAAUCUUGAAUGAGAAGCUGCGCAGCUGGCCGCAUCUUCGACGCGUGAUGCUUUUGACGACGGACAAGAUGCAUCUUUUUAACCGGAACCUAGGGAUGAAGGAUUACAGAGAGUUUGAUGGCAUGAAGGGAGUUUCGAUCGCGAUGGUUGAAGGCCCGGGCGCCCAGCAUUAA